Molecule: messenger RNA, 2465 nt
Organism: Oenanthe melanoleuca
Lineage: Eukaryota; Metazoa; Chordata; Aves; Passeriformes; Muscicapidae
Gene: OCLN
Product: occludin
Biological process (GO): snRNA transcription by RNA polymerase II; positive regulation of transcription elongation by RNA polymerase II; bicellular tight junction assembly
Cellular component (GO): bicellular tight junction; membrane; transcription elongation factor complex
Molecular function (GO): cis-regulatory region sequence-specific DNA binding
Source: RefSeq, a predicted model, not a curated record
UGGGAACCCCCAAAACGCCCCCGAACCCCUCCCGGGGUCCCCCCGAACCCGGUACCACCGGAACCGCCGCCCGCGUUGUGUUUUUUACAGGGAAAAUCCAAAUUUUUCAUUUUUCCUCUCUGCGGGCCGGGGUCUCCACAUGGCCGGGGGGGGAACUCCCCAAAAAUUCGGGUGAUUUUGAGACCCCCACCCCAAAUUCCCCACCCGGAGCAAAACUUUCUCCGCCUCCAUAACGAUCAUUAUUUUUAAUUAUUCUCAUUUUGACGGCGAUUAUUUUGAUUUUUUUUUUUUUUUUUUUGUUCUGUUUUCGUUUUUAAAUCGGAUUACGGCGACACCCUCGGGGCCAGCGCUUCCCAUUGGAGAAUUCCAAAAAUCCCAAAUAAUUCCCUGGCGCUGCUGGGAGGGGACAGGGAGGUGACACCGAGGUGACACCGGGGGAUGUUCCCAAAAAAACCCUACGACAGCCCGGCCAGCGGCUACGGGCCACCGACGGCCACCUACGGGCCACCGACGGCCACCUACGGGCCACCGACGGGCGAGUUCGGCUACGAGUUCGGUGCGCGCUCGCCGCCGCCCGGCUCCUACUACGCGGAGGAGGCGCCGCAGCUUUUCUACCGGUGGUCGUCGCCGCCGGGGCUAGUGAGGGCGCUGGGGGCGGUGGUCAUCCUGCUGUGCGUGGCCAUCUUCGCCUGCGUGGCCUCCACGCUGGCCUGGGAGUACGGCUACGGCUACGGCUACGGCAGCGGCGUUUUUGGCAACGGCCCGGGCGGGUUUUACGGCUCCGGUUAUUACGGCGGCGGCGUUAAUUACGGUUACGGCUACGGUGGCUACUACGGGGGAGUGACCAACCCGCGCACGGCCAACGGCUUCAUGAUGGCCAUGGCCGUGCUCUGCUUCCUGGCCCAGCUGGGGCUGCUGGUGGCCAGCCUGAGCAAGUCCAGCGGGGCGCGAUCGCGCCGCUUCUACCUGGCGGUGCUGGUGGCCUGCGCCGUGCUGGCCCUGGUCAUGCUGGUGGCCACCAUCGUCUACGUGGUGGGAGUCAACCCCCAGGCGCAGAUGAGCGGCGGUGGCUACUACUACAGCCCGCUGCUGGCCAUGUGCAGCCAGGUGUACGCCGGCGGCGCCGUGCUCAACCAGUACCUGUACCACUACUGCACCGUGGACCCGCAGGAGGCCGUGGCCAUCGCCUGCGGGUUCCUGAUCGUGCUCCUGCUGUGCCUCAUCUGCCUCUUCGCCCACAAGACCCGCAGCAGGAUCUGGAAAUUCGGGAAACACAACAUCCAGUGGGACCGGAUCCCGGCCGGCCCCGAGGGCCCCGACGUGGAGGAGUGGGUGAAGAACGUGUCGGGCGGCACCAGCGUUCCCGACGAGGCCGCCACCGUCGCGUACUCGGAGAAGGGAGAGACCCCCGGGCCCGCCCCCCCCUACAGCCCCCCCGCCUACUCAGAUGACCCCCCCAGCCCCUCCGAGGACCGUGACCGUGACCGUGACCGUGACCCCCGGCCCCCCGCCCGCCGUGGUCGCCGCGGGCGCCGCCCGGCCGAGCCCGAGGAGUCGCGCCAGUCCCAGGGCUCCCAGUGCUCCCAGUACGACACCGAGGCCACCAGCGCCCCCGAGAGCGGCGAGGAGUGCGACGGGGACGGCCAGCACUGGCACAGGCUGUUCCCCCCGCUGGGCUCGCCCGCCUCCCGCCGGCGCUACAAGGACGAGUUCGCGGCGGGGCUGCGGCGCUACCGGGAGCUGUGCGCGCAGCUGGACGCGCCGGGGCAGCGGCUGGCACAGCUGGAGCAGCAGCUGGAGCAGCUGCCCGAGGACAGCGCCCAGUACCAGGCCCUGGCCGAGGAGUACAAUCGCCUCAAGGACCUGAAGCGGAGCCCCGAGUACCAGGAGAAGAAGCGGGAAUCCCAAACCCUGCGGAACAAACUCUUCCACAUCAAGAGGAUGGUGAGCGACUACGACAAACUCCGGGGCUGACCCCAAAACCAGCACCCCAAAAAAAGGGACUUUUUUUUUGGGGGGGGGGGGACACCUCAAAACCCUCCCCCCAAAUUCCUCAUUUUGUGCCUUUUUUUUUUGUCUUAAAAAACCCCCGAAAUUCCUCGUUUUGGAAUGGCAAGGGUGUGGGGGGGGGAUGUUGGUGUGACCCCACCCUCACCCCAAAAUGUCCCCAAAUUUCCCCUAAAUGUCCCCCACAGCCUCUGGGACCCCCCCAGUGCCUUCCCCUGGUUGUAAAUAGGGUUUUUUAUGGGGUUUGCACCCCCCUGGCUGCCUUAAAAGGGGUUUUGGGGGUCCCAAAAUGGGGUUUGGAGGACAAAAGAAAAACCCUUUUGGGGUUUUUUGGGUUUUUUUUGGGACCUAAAUCCCAAAAAUAUUUUAUAGGGAACAGUGGGAAAUGUGGGAAUUGUGUAAUAUUUUAAUUGUUGGUGUUUUUUUUGUAAUAAAUGAAGUGUAAUUGUUGAUUUUAA